Laetiporus sulphureus 93-53 is the source of this 1606-nucleotide messenger RNA. RefSeq lists its product as uncharacterized. NCBI's taxonomy places the organism in Eukaryota, Fungi, Basidiomycota, Agaricomycetes, Polyporales, Laetiporaceae. The record is from RefSeq and is a predicted model, not a curated record. The coding region runs from base 15 to 1430 and encodes 471 amino acids. Gene Ontology annotation, cellular component: nucleus. Gene Ontology annotation, biological process: regulation of DNA-templated transcription. The transcript is spliced from 9 exons. Gene Ontology annotation, molecular function: zinc ion binding; DNA-binding transcription factor activity, RNA polymerase II-specific; RNA polymerase II transcription regulatory region sequence-specific DNA binding.
CCCGACUUCGUACCAUGUCUAGCUUUGCGAACGAUCCGGGCCACGCCGAUAAUGCCACCCCUCCUGAUUCUGCCGCAACCGACUCUGUCCUCCAGCAUCACCUCGAGGGCAGCACGAACGGCGAACACGAAAGCGACGGCCCCGGGAAAAAGAAAAAGGGCCCAAAACGCCGAAAGGUCAAUCAUGCCUGCCUCUACUGUCGUCGCAGCCAUAUGACCUGUGAUGAAGGCCGCCCAUGUCAACGUUGCAUCAAACGCGAGAUAGGGCACCUUUGUCACGACGAACGGCGCUCCUCCACUAAGGACAAAACCCCCACUGCGAGCAGCGCGAUACAGAACCCCCCGGUCGAGGUCGCAAGAGCGUUACCUGGGACGUCGCAGUACGGCUCGUCGACGAUGCCCCCGACACUGAACCCGGCCUGGCCCGGACUGGGCAUGAGCAUGGCGCAGGGCGCGUUCCUGUAUCAACCAGAGGCCCUCAACGAGUUCUCUGUUCUCUCCGACUUCCUCGAAUCGCUAGACGAGAGUUCAUUUUUCAAUCAACCUACUGCUGUCGCGCCCAGUCUGAUGUCCCCGACUCCCUACACGAGUUCAGUAUCGCUGGGUGUAGACAACCCAUACAUCCCCUCUUCGCAGCCGUCUGGCUCUACCGAUGCUGCUCCUCCUGCGCCAGAGAAACCACCAGAGGAGCCAGCCCCUGUCGUCCUCCCCGCGGCCACGAAGACGGAGAAGUUCUUCCUCACGGCUGCUGACCAGGCCUCCGGCUCCCGUAACGAACGUCUCAACAUGGUCAUCCGGAGUAAAUACGAAGCAGGCCUGUUAAAGCCCUAUAAUUACGUCAAGGGCUACGCGCGUUUAUCCCGCUGGAUGGACAGGAAUGUCUCGCUUGAAUCGAAACAAAAAAUUCUGCAGCCACUGUCGGUCCUCCGGCCGAAAUUCAGAGCGAUCGCUCAAUCGGAAUCUUUGACAGAUAUUGAUCUCGUGUUCAUCGAGGAAGCAUUUGAGCGACUAUUGCUAGACUAUGACAGAGUCUUCUCUGCGAUGGCUAUCCCGGCUUGCUUGUGGCGCCGCACAGGGGAAAUCUACAAGGCCAAUCGAGAAUUUGCCGAGCUGGUCGGUGUAGAUGGGUUCAUGCUGCGUGACGGUCGCUUGUGCAUAUAUGAACUUAUGGCUGAGGACUCCGCCGUUAAUUACUGGGAGAAAUAUGGCAACGUAGCAUUCGACUCGAAUCAGAAAGCUGUUCUCACUUCCUGCGUUCUUCGUUAUAAGCCGCUCCUGCCUUCCUCUGGAUCAUCGACUCCUGCAAAGGGCAAAAACAAGCAGACACUCCCGAACGAAGAAGGAUUUAUCAGCUGUUGCUUCUCAUUUACCAUUCGCAGGGAUCCUUAUGGUAUCCCCACUUUAAUCGUGGGCAACUUCAUCAAGUGCUAGCCUCAAGCUUUCUCUGUUGUGUUUCUUUUUGAUUAGAUGUGUUGGAGGUGGCUGUAACGCUGUCGUUGAUGACGGCGCACACUUGUGUCAGACUAUGCGAUAGGGCUAGCUCUCCGUAUGUAUUGUAAAGUAGUGCACAGUAUUAUCAGGCCCGUUAAGUGCAUGUUGCGUCCUUC